Penicillium cosmopolitanum is the source of this 582-nucleotide messenger RNA. RefSeq lists its product as uncharacterized. NCBI's taxonomy places the organism in Eukaryota, Fungi, Ascomycota, Eurotiomycetes, Eurotiales, Aspergillaceae. The transcript has a single exon. The record is from RefSeq and is a predicted model, not a curated record. The coding region runs from base 1 to 582 and encodes 193 amino acids.
AUGGUGCUGAAGCCUUUCGACGGACGAUUUGCGACAGAGCUCCGGAAAGCUGAAAAACUUCGCCCUUGGACUUCAGAUAUUGAGACGCAUUAUCAUCAAUUCGUCCUUGAUGGCGGUGCGUCUGAUUUCAUCACUGAGCUCAACAACAAUAACAACAACAACAACGGCGACAUAGCCCAGCAAUGCGAAACAUGGAAUACCUCCCAAGACGAAGCCUACCUUCAUGAUUAUUUAUCCGAUCUCAAUGAAACGGAGGUUCAAGUAUAUGAUGCCUUGAGGGAUCUACAAAGACAUGAUGUUCGUCAACUUGUUGCCUGCGUCAAAAUGCAAGGCUUUAGCUUGACAGACCCAAAGCCAGUCAGCGAGCUCAUUGACGUUUCGGGAAUUCUUUUACAGUUUAUUAAAGGCUUUCCUCUAAGCGAUAUCGCCCAUUACACCCAAAGGGAGCAGUGGCAGAGUAUUUGCGAAGAAACCAUUCAAAUACUUCAUCGGAUCGGCGAUCGAGGGGUAUUAAAUGAGGAUGUCCAAACGCGAAGUUUUAUCGUGCAGAAGGAUACAGCGCGUUCAGAAAAUGGAUACUAG